AUGGCCACCGAUCCGAAUGCUUCUUCGAUUACCGUGGCGGUGAGGGUUCGCCCCUUCACCAUCAGGGAAGCGGCACAACUCGUCAAAACCGACGACAGCCCCGUCUUUCUCGGCGAUGGUUCACUCGCGGGGGCGCAGACCCCCAAGCUCAAGCAGCGGGGCAUCCGCAACAUCAUCAAGGUCAUUGACGACAAGUGCCUCGUCUUCGACCCCCCCGAAGACAACCCCGUCCAAAAAUUCAGUCGCUCGGUCGUCCCCGCCACUGGCAAAAAAGUCAAAGACCAGAUCUUCGCCUUUGACCGCAUCUUCGACCAGGACGCAACGCAAAUGGAGGUCUACGAGGGCACGACCAAAGGUUUACUGGAUAGCGUGCUGGACGGGUACAACGCGACCGUCUUCGCCUACGGCGCCACCGGCUGCGGCAAGACCCAUACCAUCACCGGCACGGCGCAGCAGCCUGGUAUCAUAUUUCUGACGAUGCAGGAGCUGUUCGAAAAGAUCCAGGAGCGCAGCGACGAGAAGAUUACCGAAGUGUCGCUGUCGUAUCUGGAGAUUUAUAACGAAACCAUCAGAGAUUUGCUCGUGCCUGGCGGGAGCAAAACCGGAUUGACGCUGCGCGAGGACGAGAAUAAUACCGUGACCGUCGCGGGGCUGACAAGCUACCACCCCAAGAACGUCCAGGAGGUGAUGGACAUAAUCAUCCAAGGGAAUGAGUACCGCACGGUGUCGCCGACCGCCGCGAAUGCCGUCUCCUCGCGCUCGCACGCCGUCUUGCAGAUCAAUGUUGCCCAGCGAGACCGCAACGCAGACCUCUCGGAGCCGACGACCAUGGCCACGCUGAGCAUCAUUGACCUCGCAGGCAGCGAGCGCGCGAGUGCGACGAAGAACAGGGGAGAGAGGUUGCUGGAGGGCGCGAACAUCAACAAGUCUCUGCUCGCCCUAGGGUCAUGUAUCAACGCUCUAUGCGACCCCCGCAAAAAGAACCAUGUCCCCUAUCGCAACUCCAAGCUCACACGACUCCUGAAGUUCUCGCUGGGAGGAAACUGCAAGACGGUCAUGAUUGUGUGUGUGAGCCCGAGCAGCGAGCACUACGACGAGACGCAGAACACGCUACGCUACGCCAACCGCGCCAAAAACAUCCAGACCAAGGUCAUGCGCAACGUGUUCAACGUCAACCGCCACGUGAAGGACUACCUGGUCAAGAUCGACGAGCAGAUGGCGCUGAUCAACGAACUUCGCGCGCAGCUCAAGGACGCCGAGAAGACCUUCCUGAGCAAGUUUCGCAAGAACCUCGACAAACGUGAUGCCGCGGUGCGCGAGGGUCUUACCCGCAUCCGCGCGGCGUAUGAGCACGCGUCCGCCGAGCGGCAAGACAAAAUCGCUUCGAUGAAGAAACUCCGCCAGGUCGAGCGCCGCACUUCCUUGUUGUCUGCCUGGAUCGCCGCGUUCGAUACCGUCUGCUCGGCACGCUUUUCUGGCGUCGAGGGCGACAUGCCCGCGGGGCUGGCCGCCAUGCGCAAGACGGCACACGGGAUUCUGUGCGAGCUGGAGGGCAGCAGGCAGCAUUUGCAUCAGCGGAUUGAGAGGGCGAAUUGGGAGCGGGCGUUGGAGACUGCGUUGAGUCAUUCCCUCUCUCUGCUGCCGAGUGAUUCGGGGCUCCUGGACGGGAGUGAGCGGGAAACCUUGAUGAGGGAGGUAGAGAUGUGGAAGGGGGCGUUUAUGCGGGAGGCGUAUGCCGCUGUGCUGGAGCAGGAGCGGACGUCGGGGGAUGUUGUCGGGGCAUUGCAGGGGGUUCUGCAGGCGCAGAUGGAGAUCAUGACCGAGUUAGAGGAUAUGAUGAGUCUCAGUAGCGAGGAGGAGGCGGCUGAGAAGGCGAGGGGGAUGAUUACGCGGUUGUUGGAGGAAGGGUAUAAGAGCGUGGGUAACGUGGUUAAGCCGGAUGGGAGCUUGGCCGCGAGUAUUAGUAGUGUGCCGGCGCCAGGGAAGCAUCGGAGGAAGAAGAGUCUCAAUGGGGUUAAGCCGGCGGGUAUUCUUGUGCCCGCUGCGCCGGUGUCCCCGAUGAAAGUGACUUCCCCGCGCAGGAGGAAGGUGGUCAUUGGCACUGGAGUAGGCAGGAAGAGCGUCUCGUUUACGCCGGUGAAAAAGAAGAGCCAUGUCAGGUGGAGGGAUGAUGAGAUGGAGGAUGGAACGUUGGCAGAUUAUGAUAAGACGCCGCAGCGGUAUUCCGAUGAGGAGGAGGAGGAGGAGGAGGAGAGGGGGAAGGGGGAGGAGCUGGACGGAGACCAGGGGCAGGAUGGGGACGAGAUGGAUGAGGAUGAGGAGCUUGCGCCGCCACCGGUGCCGGAUUAUCUCCAGAAACAGGAGAGAGGGCCGACGCCGCCCCCAAGAGAGAGGGAGAUGCACCCUACUGCUGCUGCUGGGUCAACUAUCAACCCCGACUCAUCGAUCCUCUCUAUCGCUGGUGCAAAACCGAACCGCUUCCAGGCCGGCUUUCUGUCUAAAUCGCGUGUCUCUCAAGUCCAUCAGCAGCUCUCACAACAACAGCCUCAGCCUCAACAACAGCAACCCAACGGGUCCCCUGUCCCUCCAUCCUUCUCUCUCCCCCUAACCACCUCCUCCCCCGACACAACCAUGGCCUCGGCUUCGAACUCUCCCCUCCGCAGCAUCCCCAUCUCCCGCGCCUACGCCUCCUCCCCGCAAGGGCGCUCGGCCAGCCCCAUCCCCAAGCCUCCUACCAUGUCUUCUUCAACAUUCCUCUCGCCGCUGCGCGAGGCAGAUUCCAGUGUGCUCUCUACCUCGUCCGAAAACGACCACCCCACGACUAUUAGGAGGCUCUCGCCGAAUAAUGCAAAAGGGUCCAGACUGCCAAGGGCGAGUUUUGGUUCUACCGCUUCAGUAUCUUCAGACACUGAGAACUCCAUUCUCAACCAUACCCCUACCAUUGGGUCAAGCACAACAACCACGACGACGACGAUGACGACGACGACGACGAUGAUGAUGACCACCGCGGCAGCGACGUCCAAGUCGGAUGGGGCAGGGGCAAAUAACACGGGGUUGCCCAUCGACCCGAUGAAUCUGCGUUCAGCCCUCGCCCAACGCCGCAGAUCCCUCCACAUGGCCGGCACCGCCUCGUCCAAUGCCAAGCGCCGCGUGAGUAGUGUCGGCGGCACGCUUGGCUCCCACACCGGGUCUGGUUCCGGCGCCGGGAUUGGGCACCGCCGUCGGUCGUCAGCCUCCGGUUUUGGGACCCUCUCCGGAGCGACCGGUUCAAGGAGGGCUAGCUCCGGCGGCGUCCUAGCCGCCGUCGGCGCCACGGGUGUCGGCAAAGUGAGCCCCCCGACGGCGGCAGCAAGGAGGGUUAGUAUCCUCUCCCCUACUUCCGCUACCUUCUCGGGCGUGACUAGUAUGAGUGGGAAGGGGAGUUUGCUGAUGAGGAGUCCGGGAAUGAUGGGUAAGUUGGUCAUUCGGACCAAGCCUAGACAAAACGGGGCUGUGGGAACGACGGGGUCGGUGUCGGGGAUGGGAGUAAUGAAGGAGAAUGCCAAUGCGACCGCGGAAGGUUUGGGUGGUAAGGCUAGGAGGGUUACUAUCGCUUCGGCCGGGGCGUUGGCUGCUAUGACGGGUGGAGUACAGGGGAGGGGGAAGACGGGGGUUGCGUGGCGGUGA
This is a messenger RNA of Thermochaetoides thermophila DSM 1495, 3666 nucleotides long. Its product is annotated as kinesin-like protein. Gene Ontology annotation, biological process: microtubule-based movement. The coding region runs from base 1 to 3666 and encodes 1221 amino acids. Lineage: Eukaryota; Fungi; Ascomycota; Sordariomycetes; Sordariales; Chaetomiaceae. The record is from RefSeq and is a predicted model, not a curated record. Gene Ontology annotation, molecular function: microtubule motor activity; microtubule binding; ATP binding. The transcript has 4 exons.